AAUACUAGUUGAGGCAGAGGAAGCGGCAGCGCAGCAACGUUACUGUAUACUUAAACAUUCACAUUACUGUUGAUAUUCAACAAUAUAAGGUUACUCGGAGAGGAAUUGGCUGGAACCCGCCGGACACUUAUUUUACCGAUAAGGCCUGUUAGUGGUGCGGGGCUGGCAGGUUUGGCUUUGUCUUCCAGUUGUAAGCUUUGACCUAGAAGAGGCAGAGGCUCCAUCUGCUGUUGCUGUAUGUGCAACAUGAGCCCCUCUCCUGGGCACAGCCAGAGUGGUUUACAGUGACGAGACAAGAAGAUGGAUGAGCUGCAGGAUGUACAGCUGACUGAGAUCAAACCACUUCUGACAAAUAAGAAUGCACGCAACUUUCAGGAUUUCGACUGUCAGGAGCAUGACAUUGAGACUCCCCAUGGCGUUCUGCAUGUCACAAUGAGAGGUGUUCCCAAGGGCAACAGACCUGUCAUCCUCACCUAUCACGACAUUGGCCUCAACCACAAGUCGUGCUUCAACACCCUGUUCAACUAUGAGGACAUGCAGGAGAUCACGCAGCACUUUGCAGUGGUUCACGUGGACGCGCCCGGUCAGCAGGAGGGUGCACCUCCAUUCCCCAGCGGUUAUCGCUACCCGACCAUGGACGAGUUGGCGGAAAUGCUGCCUUCUGUAAUGACUCAGCUCAAGGUCAACAGUGUGAUCGGCAUUGGUGUGGGAGCAGGAGCGUACAUCCUCACCCGCUUUGCACUGAACCACCCCAACCUAGUGGAGGGGCUGGUUCUGAUUGAUGUCGACCCGUGUGCUGAAGGCUGGAUCGACUGGGCAGCUUCAAAGCUGUCUGGAUGGACCAGUAAUUUGGUGGAUAUCAUCAUGUCUCACCACUUCAGCGCUGAUGAACUGGCAGAGAACCAGGAGCUGAUCCAGACCUACCGUCUCCACAUUGCCCAAGACAUCAACCAGGACAACUUGGCCCUCUUCUGUGGCUCCUACCAAUACCGUCGGGACCUGGAGAUCGAGAGGCCAAUUGUAGGCCUAAAUGAGGACACGGUCAACACACUAACGUGCCCUGCGCUGCUCGUGGUUGGUGACACAUCACCUGCAGUGGAGGCUGUGGUGGAGUGCAAUUCCAGGUUAAAUCCUACCAAGACCACACUGUUAAAGAUGGCUGAUUGUGGAGGCUUGCCCCAGGUUGUGCAGCCAGGGAAACUUGCUGAGGCCUUCAAGUACUUUGUUCAGGGAAUGGGCUACAUGCCGUCAGCAGGAAUGACUCGUCUGGCUCGCUCACGCACCGCCUCCUCUUCCAGCAUCACCUCCAUGGACAGCAGUCGCAGCCGCAACAACCUCAACAGCCUGCUGGAGGGCAGUGCUACUGGGGCCCUGGACAACCAUGCUGGACCCCAGACCAUGGAGGUCUCCUGCUAAACUCCGCCCCCAUCCCCUGCACACUCUCAUAGUAAUUUAUGUGCCCUCUCUUUCUCUCUGUCCCUCUAUCUAUCUUAUCUAUCUAUCUAUCUCUCUCAUCCUGCUCCUAAACAACUCACCGCGAGGAGGAUCUGUAAUGAACUAUGUGAUUAGAAAAGAGGAUGUAAUAAAUAUAUUAACAGAUGCAUAUUAUUGAGUAUUGAAUACACGUCACAUUCCUACCAGAAACCAUAACUACAUUCAGAUGUGUUGUACAUUCAAAUGGUCAAGCUAUAAGAUUGACUCUGUCUGUCCAACCUCACCCCUAUGUAUUUAUUUUUUUCACAUUGUCUUUGUUUGUUUAAAUGUCUUCACACACACACACUGUAGAAAUCCAUGAGUUCAAAAUAACUUUUCAUUGCACGGUACAACACUUUUACUAUUUCUCUUCUGUUGUGAACUCGUGUGGGCUGCAUUGAUUGUGAGUCACAGUAUCUUUGUGUUUUAAUCACAAACUUGCUGCACUGUGAUGCUGAAUUAGUCACAAAGUAUACAGAGGGAUCACUAAAACUGCUGUAGCUACAGAAAUGUGAUGUGCAUGAUACAUGGAAGAACCAUUGCAGACUGUAGCACACAAAGUAAAAAUACACUGAAGCUGUUGUUGUUGAGAGCUGCUUUUGAACAUUAUGAAAUAACAUUCAGUGUUAAGUAAAAGUCCUGUACCAUGUUUAACUCUGUCACAUGCAUUCAUUUAAUGUUUUGUUUUUUGUAAUUGGACUCUGUAAUUUUCCUUUUCUUUCUGCUUUGUGUUAUUUUUGUUCAGUUAAAUAGUUUAUUCAGAUGUUUUAACAACCUUUAACAACUUCUGAUGUGAAAAGUGAGAGUCCUUUAACUGAGGGGCCCAGUGGUGCUUCUCACUGUCUGCUGAUUCAACUCAUUUAUAUUAGUACUGAAUAAAGCUACAACAUGA
Messenger RNA from Micropterus dolomieu (smallmouth bass), 2365 nucleotides. RefSeq names its product ndrg family member 3a (gene ndrg3a). NCBI's taxonomy places the organism in Eukaryota, Metazoa, Chordata, Actinopteri, Centrarchiformes, Centrarchidae. Gene Ontology annotation, biological process: signal transduction. The record is from RefSeq and is a predicted model, not a curated record. Gene Ontology annotation, cellular component: cytoplasm. The coding region runs from base 301 to 1416 and encodes 371 amino acids. The transcript has 17 exons.